Molecule: messenger RNA, 560 nt
Organism: Cokeromyces recurvatus
Lineage: Eukaryota; Fungi; Mucoromycota; Mucoromycetes; Mucorales; Mucoraceae
Exons: 1
Coding region: 62-358 (98 amino acids)
Source: RefSeq, a predicted model, not a curated record
AGAAGAAGAAGAAGAAGAGGAGGAGGAGGAGGAGGAAGAAGGGAAUAGAGGAAAUGGUGAGAUGAUGAAAGAUCAUUUAGAGUCAUCUCCUCUUCCCUGUAUCACUACUCCUCCUGUACCGUUUGUUAAUAUGCCUGAGGAGGAAAAUAACUCUUCUUUGACAGAAGUACAAAAUUUGUCUUCACCGCCACAAGCAAUUGCAGUAACUGGUACUAAUAAUAAUCAUCUACAAACGUCUACCCAUGGUGCUGCUAAUGGACGAAAUAGUGAAUCUACCGCCUUAUUGUCUACAACUUUAGUUGGCUCUCCUAUCUUUGAUAAUAACUUAUUAUCAACACCAUCUAACAGUAAUGCAUAAUAUUUUUUUUUCUUUCUUUUUGUACUCUUCAAUUUUAACAAGUAGAGAGCUUAUUAUACACAAAAUUCCAUAUAUGUAUAUGUAUUUAUAUAUAUAUGUGUAUAUUUAUGUAUAUGUAUAUUUUCAAUUGCUUGUAUUUAUAUAUUUAUACAUAUUUUCGACAUAAUUAUUAAUCCAUGUUUUUUUUUAAAAAAAAAAAAAA